Macrosiphum euphorbiae (potato aphid) is the source of this 2142-nucleotide messenger RNA. The record is from the annotation of a GenBank genome assembly. NCBI's taxonomy places the organism in Eukaryota, Metazoa, Arthropoda, Insecta, Hemiptera, Aphididae.
AUGACUACUAAUGAGCCACUACUUGUUCAAGCUGUAUAUUCAUUUAAAGGAAAAAAUAAUGAUGAGCUAUGUUUGAAAAAAGGGGAUAUUGUGAUUGUCACUCAAAAAGAAGAUGGUGGCUGGUGGGAAGGAACCCUUAAAGAAAAAACUGGUUGGUUUCCAUCAAAUUAUGUCAAAGAAUAUAAACCUCAAGGAGAGAAUAUUACAAACAACAAAGUGCCCAAUAUACCAUUGGAUUUGACAGAACAGUUAAGAGCUAACAGAGCUGUGGUUGUCAUGGAUAUUGUGGAAUCUGAAAGAGCACAUGUCACUGAAUUGAAGACACUUAUUCAAAGUUUUUUAAUUCCUUUAAAAAACUCAAAUAUAAUGACUAUUGAUGAGUAUAAUCAAUUAGUAAAUAAUAUUGAAGAAGUUUCAAAAACUCAUGAAGGGCUUCUGGAAUCGUUAGAACAAGUCUCUGGGUUACCGCAGUCCGAUCAAAGAAUAGGCAAACUGUUUCUAAACAAAGCAUCUUUUAUUCGGAGUGUACAUUUGCAAUAUUGUGCUUCUCAUCCCAGAGCAGUUAAUAUUAUUGAUAAAUAUAAAGAUGAAUUAAACCAAAUAAUGGAAACACAAGGUGCAGUUAGUCCUGGUAUUUUAGUACUCACUGUGUCAUUAAGCAAACCAUUCCGAAGAUUAGACAAGUAUAGUGGGAUGCUUCAAGAGCUCGAAAGACACCUUGAAGAAAGUCAUGUUGAUAGAGGAGAUACUCAGCGAUCCAUCAGCAUUUACAAAGAAAUUGCGACUGUAUGCUUAUCAACAAGGAAACAAAAAGAAUUGGAAUUAUCAAUAUUAAGUGGAGUUGUACAAGGAUGGGAAGGCACUGACGCAUUAAGUUUAGGCGAUGCAAUUAAAAUUGGUUCUGUUGCAUUUGGUGCAGAGCAUAAAGAUAGAUAUCUAAUGUUGUUUUCUACCCAUCUUGUUAUUUUAUCAGUGUCCCAAAGACUAAGUUCAUUUAUUUAUGAAGGCAAACUACCAUUAAGUGGAAUUUGUGUCAAGAAAUUAGAAAAUAAUGGUGCCAUUAAAAAUGCUUUUGAAAUAUCUGGGCCUUUAAUUGAUCAUAUUGUUGCUGUUUGUCAGUCCAAAGAAGAGCAAAUUGAUUGGAUACAAAAAAUUAACAAGCAAUUAGGAAAUAAGAGUGUCAUUAAUACUACAUCUAGCAAAUCAGUAAGUCUAAGCCUUGGUCGCCUUAGUGACUAUUUCGCACAUUUAGUAUGCAAGGGUGUCAUAACUCGAUCACUUUUGAAAUUAAUUCUAUACACACAAUACAUAAAUAAUAUUGAUACAUCAAAAGUUGUUAGGCGCUAUGCUAAUCAACAUAGCACAUUUUAUUCUCCUUGUAAAACUAAACAAAACUGUCUAGAAGGAACACAACACAAUGACAAAUCUAAUGUAUCCAAUAGCUAUAAUAUUUCAUCACCAAGACAUUGCACAUCAAUGCUUUUUAAAGAAGAUGGAAAAGUUAUAUAUGGAAAAAAGCUGUUGUUCACUCCAAUUCAAACUAAAGCCUGUCAAGAUUUAACUAUGUCAACAUUGUACAAAGAAGAUAUGAACGAUAAUUAUAAUCAACAUUUUUUGAACUACGACGAAUCUAAUACUGAAAAUCUAAAACCAAAACAUUUGACAGUUCCAUUGCUAAAUACAGAUAAUAAAGAUGAUAUUUAUUUAUCAGAUAAUCAGGAUAGUACAUUUUCCUUGUGCAAUUUAAAAACGUCCUACUGUUAUGAUAACAAUUGUGACGAUGAAAAAGAUACAGAAAUAAGUCAAGAUUUUCAAUAUUUUUAUUUUAAAGAUCAUAACAGUUUAAGGUCAUCUGAUUCCGGGUUGGCGGAUAUCACUAUUCCUGUUACACAGCAAUCACCGUUACCGCCUACUGAAACAUCUAGUAGCAAUUCUGAACAUUUGUGUAAAUGUUCUUCGUCGUUACAUAUCAAUUCAUGUAUUUUUGAAGACGAUUCAUUGUUGUUGAAUAAUAAAACACCUAUGCCGCUCGACAAAGGUGUUACAUUUCGUUCUGAACUUUAUGCACAUUGGUGGCUCAAAAAAAAGCUACAGGGACCUCCUGGCAGUUGUGAUUCAGGCAAGAUAUUAAUUUAUAUUUGA